This is a messenger RNA of Oppia nitens, 1647 nucleotides long. RefSeq names its product protein C12orf4 homolog. Gene Ontology annotation, cellular component: cytoplasm. The coding region runs from base 14 to 1639 and encodes 541 amino acids. The record is from RefSeq and is a predicted model, not a curated record. NCBI's taxonomy places the organism in Eukaryota, Metazoa, Arthropoda, Arachnida, Sarcoptiformes, Oppiidae. The transcript is spliced from 4 exons.
AUUGUGUGAAAAAAUGGAUUUUUGUUUUUUUUCUUCUGUUAAUAAUGACUUUGAAUUUACAUUUAGUGAUAAUUUAUAUACAAUUAGUUUUCGUGAAAAUCUUACAAUUCCUCUACAAAGUAAUGUUAAUUAUAGAGAAAUAGGCCAUCAAUUGAUUGAAAAACACAAAAUUCCUAUAUUUUUAGCCAAAGAAUUAAUGGUAAGACUUAAGAGUUUUAUUGAUGACCAAACUGAUGAACUGCACAAACAAAGAACCAAUCAAUUGCUCGACGAUUUGUCUCAAUCAGACCUCUGUUAUAAUAAUGAUUUAAUUGUGAAUAAAUGUCCCGAAAUAAGCACCAAAUAUAAAAGCGAUGAUAAUAUAAAUGAAAAUAAUAAGUUUUAUGAUAUGUAUUAUGAAUUGAUUCAUUCGGGUGUCUUCACGGAAUCGCUGAUGAAAUUUGAAAACACGUAUUCAAUUGCAAUACAAGAAUUAAUAUCAAUACGCGAUCAAACAUAUAAUGAUUUAUUGGCUCAACAGACACAUGAAAUGGAAGAAGCGGUCAAAAACAUCGGAACCACUCUUAAUGAAGAUUAUAUCAAUAGUUUAUCGCUUCGACACUUUCAAGAUUCAGAGAAACUAAGAGAAGAGUGGAAUAAUACGAUAUCUAAGCUAAAGAUUGAACAAAAGCAAGAAUUUUACGAAUGGAUCCGUAAAGUGUAUGAAGACUUCAAGAAUGGUAAUCCGGAAUCAUUGACUGCAAACAUGAAAUCUCUUUCACUCGCGUCAAACAAUUUGAUUAAUCAAUCACUUUAUGACGACAAUGAUUGGAGUAACACAUCUAAUGAGAGUCACAUUCAAAUGGAAGAAAGUUUUACUAUUAAUUUGGGUUCACAGCUAAAGACAACACAUAAUCUUAGACUCAUUUCAAUGGAUAUUCUUGACUUAUGUCGGAUUAAAUUCAGUCAAAACAGUCCCCAACGUAUUCAAACAGCGAUGUCUUUGUAUUCAAAUUCAUUAUCAGCUCUCGUCUUAUUAGUAGACAAUCGUAUUAACAGUUAUUCGGGGAUCAAAUUAGAAUUUGAUAAAAUCUGUUCGAAAUCCACUGAAUUUCAUUUUCCUGAUCUCGAGACACAAAUGCAAGAAUCUAAACAAAGAGCUGAACAGAUGAUAGCAAAUACACCAAACAAAAGAAAUUCUUCUCACGGUUUACAAGUCGGCGACUUUUAUGUUACAAAACAUUCAAAUUUAUCUGAAAUUCAUGUCGUUUUUCAUUUGGUUUGUGACGAUUCAUUGCGUUCUUCAGAAAUCAAUUCCAGACAUCCAGUGAUUAUAGGUUUAAGAAAUAUUAUGAAGACAUCACAUCUCAAUGAUAUCUCAAAUAUUACGAUACCAUUACUUUUAAUUCAUGAAAUGAGCGAAGAGAUCACUAUUCAAUGGUGUCUUAAAAGAGCUGAAUUAGUUCUUAAAUGUAUUAAAGGUUUUAUGAUAGAAAUGACUUCACUUUCUUCAGGUUCUGACGAGAACCGAACCGUUCAGUUUGUUGUUCCAAAAGACAUAUCACAAGAAUUAUUCUCUAAUUUGACGACAAUUUUACCUUCAAUUUUCAGGUUAUCAAACCCUCUGGUUUUGAGAUCCAGUUAUGAUUGGAUUGAUUAGCCAUUACC